AUGACUACCAAAUCUAUUUCAUCGAAUUCAAAUGCCACUUCUGGCGUACACAAGCGCCGCCGCCGUGCAACAAAUGACGAUGGCGCCCAUGCCCACGUAGCGACGAGCGACUCGCCACCACCUGUUCCCGCCCAGAAACCAUCGCCGCCGACCACCUCCGGUGCUGGCGGGGGGUCCUCUUCGUUCAGAAACGUGAGUGAUCUGAGCAGUUACGUGCACUACCUUGAGACCCGAUCGGCGUACCUGGAGUCAUUAUUGACCGCGAACAACAUUCCAUUCUCUCCGGCGGAAUCCUUUCCCGAUCUUGCUCCGCCUCCUCCUCCUCUAAUAACGACUACCCCCACAACAGGGACAUCAACUGCCGCUCCCGAGUUUCCACCCCCACCAUCUUCCCAGCAACAAUCCCAGACGCCCAUCGAUCCGGCACUGACCAGCACCGAGAUCCCUCGAAUCGCCGUUCCAGAGCCGAAAGUUAAGCGCGAAAGAUCGCCGCAAAACUCAGAUUCAUUGGAAGAAAAGAAGUUAGACAACCUGGUGUCAGAUAUCGGGCUUGUGUCGUUUGCUGGUGCAAGCGACCCGAGAUAUCUAGGCUCCGUCUCAGGCAUUUCGUUCGCGAGAGUGGUGUUUGCUGCUGUAAAGAGCAGCGCAACAGGUAAUAGCAAUCAUGAUCAAAAUAGCUCCGCGGCUGAAGGGGUGUCCGGAGCUAGAAGAAAUAAACCUAGAAUUGGCUCGACCACACGGAUUCGUAGCACGAGAGGAUUGGGAAUCGGAGCCUCCGGGGCUUCUGGGAAAGAGGAGGACCUAGACGUGGAUGAUGCUGAAGACACACAGAUGAGGGAUUCGUUUUUCGGGCUUCACACAAAACCCACUAUCACACCUGCGCCAUUCCCCACAAGAGCAUUGGCCCAGAGAUUGAUCAACCGGUAUUUUGAGUAUGCAAAUCCUCAAAUACCCAUACUGCAUAUCGGAGAGUUUGAAGGGGUUCUGGACAGGAUAUACGGCACUAGAGAUAAAAAGCUCAGUAGUGGUUCCAAUGAAGGCGCCUAUGGAGGCAGCCCCAAGGAGAAAUAUAUGCUUAAUAUAGUGUGUGCUAUUGGCGCGGGAAUAUUCCUGAAAGGGCCCGAUGAAGCAUCAGAUGCGGAGGAAUCAGAGGACGAAACGAAGGACGAAGAUGGAUACGAGUCACCAAAGGUGAAGGCAGAAAAGGGGAAUAAAAGGAAACGGGCACAAAUGCAUUGCGAGCCAGAACAAUACCAUGCAGCAGCUGUACUCCAUCUUGAAACAUUCUUAAGCCAAAGCAAAGGUGGAUUGGAAGAACUUCAGGCAGUUUUGUUAUUGGCUGGUUAUGCUCUGUUAAGACCUGUUUCCCCGGGGCUGUGGUAUAUUGUAGGAGUUGCUUUGCGUCUAGCGGUAGAUCUUGGAUUACAUUACGAAGAUUCGGAUGCUAAGGAAGUAAAAAAGGACGGAAAGGAAGGUAGGAGGGAAUGGUCGAGAGAGCUACGACGAAGACUAUGGUGGUGUGUAUACAGUCUUGAUAGACUAGUAAGCACAUGUGUUGGAAGGCCUUUCGGAAUAGCGGAUGAGGUCAUUAGCACUAAGUUUCCCUCGAUACUCGAUGACCAGUAUAUUCAUCCAACUAAAGGAAUAGCUCCGCCAUCGCCUAACAAAGGGUUACCAUCUUACAAACUCAUAGCGCAUCACUACUUUCGCCUGCGUCUCUUACAGUCUGAGAUACUGCAGGUUUUACAGCAGCAGUCUCAUUCGUUUUCGUUCACUUCCUCAAACGCAACCGCAAAUCCAUGUGUGAAUCCGCCUUUACCAACUAGUCCGCCAAGACAGAACGAAGAUUACCCAUCACAUCAUCCAUAUCAUCUUCAGACGCCAUAUCUAAGGGGGUUCAAGACGGUUCAAUGCUGGCACAAAGACAUUGACCGCCGACUGAAGGAAUGGAUGGACUCUUCGCCCAAGACUAAAGACGAAACGGGAGUGUCGUUCUCGCUAGAAUUUCUAGAACUAAAUUACUGGCAGACGAAGAUCAUGCUAUAUCGACCUUGCCUAUCGGUUCCUGUUCUGCUUGCAGGUGAACUGGGAGGGAGCGGAAGCUCUGCCAGGGGACGGGCGGCGGAACGAGGGCUAGGCGGUAAAAAAGAUCGUGUAGAGAGGGCCGAAGAAGAGGAGAGAGUUUAUCUUGUUGUUGCUGAGGCUGGAAUUUCAUUCCUCUAUGCUAUAUGGCACUCACCUUUAGUCAGGUCCCGUCUCUCCAUGGAUGAGGUCGACUUUACGAUCUUGGCUGCUACUUCUGUCUUGGGCGAUCUAGUGAAUAAAUGUCCACCCGCGGAAGCUUGUCGGGAUGCAUUUGAACGCAUGUCAAGAGCUACAGUCCAGAUGUGUUUGGCAGGGAAACGAGGGCCAAUGAAUAAAAUAUUGCCUUCAGGAACAUUGACUCAUCACACAGGUGUAUCCGGAGCAACCGGAAUGACGGCCGGGAUGCAGACAAAGGUCCAGGGGAUGACCCCGUUUCAGCAUGAUGAAGAUGGAGAAGGGGAAGAUGUGGAAGAAAUUGAAGGGGGAAAUAUGCAAGAGCGAGAAGCAGAUAUCAAGUUCCCGGAUACAGAUUCGAUGGUAUUCAAAAACGAGUACCCUUCGGAAUUUCCGCAGAUGCACCAACAUCAACAUUCACAACAACGACAUAACAGCAGGCAUGGAAAUGGAUACCCCACGACACAUCAACAGCAACAGAAUCUUGCUCAACAACCCCGAAGGGGAAUGAUACAUUUUGACGAUGGAUUUCGAGAACUUUUUACUCCAGCCUCCGCAGGAAACCGCUACUCGAAUCCCAAUAGCAGGAAUGCCAAUAAUAAUGUUCACCCCCACGUUCAGCAGCAUCAACAGCCCUCUCCCCAACAGCAGCAAUACGGUUUAUCACCCACACAUCAGGCCGAAUCUAUCCAGCAAACGGCUUUCCACCCCCCGUUGUCAUAUAGCAGCGCGGAACAACUAUCACCACAUUUACAGCACUCUCCACACCCACACCAACAACAGCACCAAAAUAUGUGGAACAAACACCAAAGCCACAUGACACACUCAUCCGCUGGCUCAUCUCCGCCCAUCCUUGCAGGACCUGGUCUACCAUGUUCUGGACUGGCUAGCGAAGGUGAAGAAAUGAUGAUAGAUCCACAGUUGCAGUACCCACUGGACAACGUACCGUGGGGAAACCUGGAUAUGGGCACGUUUGGACUAGGAGGUCUAGACUGGGAGGGUGACAACUGGAGUGAUAGCGGCAGUGCUGCGGGUGGAAUCGGUGGCAGCAGCGGUAAUCCAAGUGGCAUGGAUUUGUUUGAUGGGUUUUUCUUUGGAGGUGGGGGUUCAGGGCAUUAG
Messenger RNA from Morchella sextelata, 3378 nucleotides. RefSeq lists its product as uncharacterized. Gene Ontology annotation, molecular function: DNA-binding transcription factor activity, RNA polymerase II-specific; zinc ion binding; sequence-specific DNA binding. The coding region runs from base 1 to 3378 and encodes 1125 amino acids. Gene Ontology annotation, biological process: positive regulation of transcription by RNA polymerase II; DNA-templated transcription. The record is from RefSeq and is a predicted model, not a curated record. The transcript is spliced from 4 exons. NCBI's taxonomy places the organism in Eukaryota, Fungi, Ascomycota, Pezizomycetes, Pezizales, Morchellaceae.